Messenger RNA from Scomber japonicus (chub mackerel), 918 nucleotides. RefSeq names its product islet cell autoantigen 1 (gene ica1). Gene Ontology annotation, molecular function: protein domain specific binding. The record is from RefSeq and is a predicted model, not a curated record. The transcript has 8 exons. Gene Ontology annotation, cellular component: Golgi apparatus. The coding region runs from base 1 to 918 and encodes 305 amino acids. Gene Ontology annotation, biological process: regulation of transport. NCBI's taxonomy places the organism in Eukaryota, Metazoa, Chordata, Actinopteri, Scombriformes, Scombridae.
AUGGAGGGAGGGAAUUUCGGCUACUCCCGAGACUAUCUGGACCGCUUCAUCCAAAGCCAAGACUCAUCUGUGGUGAACAAGUUCCAGCAGAAGUACUGGAAAACCAAGCAGACGCUCAUCAAGGUCACCGGGAAGAAAGAGGACGAACAUGUCGUGGCGUCGGAUGCGGAUCUGGAUGGAAAACUGGAGGUCUUUCACUCCAUCCAGAGGACGUGCAUGGAGCUGCUGAAAGUCAUCGAGCAGUACCAGAGGAGGAUCUGCUUUCUUUCCCAAGAGGAGAACGAGCUGGGCCGUUUCCUGCGCUCGCAAGGCUCGCAGGAUAAAACACGGGCUGGAAAGAUCAUGCAGGCCACUGGGAAAGCACUCUGCUUCUCCUCCCAGCAGAGAUUGGCUCUGAGGAACCCUCUGUGCCGUUUGUACCAGGAGGUGGAAACGUUCCGCUAUCGAGCGAUCUCAGACACGUGGCUAACGGUGAACCGGAUGGAACAAUCCAGGACUGAAUACCGCGGAGCUCUUCUCUGGAUGAAGGAUGUAUCCCAGGAGCUGGAUCCAGAUACACAUAAACAGAUGGAGAAAUUCCGCAAGGUUCAAGCCCAGGUGCGCUCUACCAAAACAAGCUUUGACAAACUGAAGAACGACGUCUGCCAGAAAGUUGACCUGCUGGGAGCCAGCCGCUGCAACCUCCUCUCUCAUGUUUUAACCACAUAUCAGACAACACUUUUGCACUUCUGGGAGAAGACGUCUCACACUAUGGCGGCCAUUCACGAGAGCUUCAAGGGCUGUCAGCAUUACGAGUUCUCCACACUUAAGACAUUACAAGAUCCAAUGGACAAGCUCGCUAAGAAGAAGGCGAAGAAGAAAAUGAAAGCAGCGGCAAAAGAUGGGAAGAAAGCCGAGGAGGCCACAGAUGACCAGUGA